AGACCGCGGUGGCGGUCGCCGGCGCGGGAGCGGAGCGGGAGUCCGCGGCCAUGGAGAAAGCGCGGCCGCAGUGGUCCAACCCGCUGCAGUUCGUGUUCGCCUGCAUCUCGUACGCCGUGGGGCUGGGCAACGUGUGGCGCUUCCCCUACCUGUGCCAGAUGUACGGCGGAGGUAGCUUCCUGGUCCCCUACCUCAUCAUGCUCAUCGUGGAGGGAAUGCCACUCUUGUACCUGGAACUGGCGGUGGGGCAGCACAUGCGGCAGGGCAGCAUUGGAGCAUGGAGGACCAUCAGCCCUUACCUCAGUGGUGUCGGGGUGGCCAGCGUGGUCGUGUCCUUCUUCCUCUGCAUGUACUACAACAUCAUCAACGCCUGGGCCUUUUGGUACCUCUUCCACUCCUUCCAGGAUCCCCUGCCGUGGUCGGUCUGCCCGCUGAACAGCAACCGCACAGGCUACGAGGAGGAGUGUGAGGCGGCGUCCUCCACGCAGUACUUCUGGUACAGGAAGACGCUCAACAUCUCGCCAUCCAUCCAGGAGAGCGGGGCCGUGCAGUGGGAGCAGGCGCUCUGCCUCAUCCUGGCCUGGCUCACGGUGUACCUGUGCAUCCUGAGGGGCACUGCGUCCACCGGCAAGGUGAUGUAUUUCACAGCGCUGCUGCCCUACUGCGUGCUCAUCAUCUAUCUAGGCCGGGGCCUCACACUCCAUGGAGCCACCAAUGGUCUGAUGUACAUGUUCACUCCAAAGAUGGAACAGCUGGCCAACCCCAAGACCUGGAUCAACGCAGCCACCCAGAUCUUCUUCUCCCUUGGCCUGGGGAUGGGCAGCCUGAUCGCCUUCGCCAGCUACAACGAGCCCUCCAACAACUGCCAGAAGCACGCCAUCAUCGUGUCCCUUAUCAACAGCGCCACCUCCAUAUUUGCCAGCAUUGUGACCUUCUCCAUCUAUGGCUUCAAGGCCACCCUCAACUAUGAAAGCUGCUUAAACAAGGUGAUUCUGCUGCUGACCAAUUCUUUUGACCUUGAAGAUGGCUUUUUGACAGCCAGCAACCUGGAGCAGGUGAAGGGCUACCUAGCGUCUGCCUACCCAAGCAAAUACAGUGAGGUGUUCCCACUUAUUAAAAACUGCAGCUUGGAAUCGGAGCUAGACACGGCUGUUCAGGGCACUGGCCUGGCUUUCAUCGUCUACAGCGAGGCCAUUAAGAACAUGGAGGUGUCCCAGCUGUGGUCAGUGCUCUACUUCUUCAUGCUGCUGAUGCUGGGCAUUGGGAGCAUGCUGGGGAACACAGCAGCCAUCCUCACCCCUCUGACUGACAGCAAGGUCAUUUCCAGGCACCUGCCCAAGGAGGUCCUAUCAGGUCUGGUAUGCCUCAUCAACUGUGCUGUGGGCAUGCUGUUCACUAUGGAGGCUGGGAACUACUGGUUCGACAUAUUCAACGACUACACGGCCACACUGUCCCUGCUGCUCAUUGUCCUGGUGGAGACAAUCGCCGUGUGCUACGUGUACGGGCUGAGGAGAUUUGAAAGUGACCUUAAGGCCAAAACUGGCCGCACUCUCAGCUGGUACUGGAAGGGCCUGUGGGCCGGCGUGAGCCCCCUGCUGAUCGUCAGCCUCUUUUUCUUCUACCUGAGCGACUACAUCCUCAUGGGCACUCUGCAGUACCAAGCCUGGGACGCCUCUCAGGGCCGGCUUGUGACCAAAGAUUACCCUCCCUAUGCGCUGGCUGUCAUUGGGCUGCUGGUGGCCUCCUCCACCAUGUGCAUCCCCCUAAUGGCCCUGGGGGCUUUCAUCAUGCGCCACCUCAGGAAGGGAGACGCUACCCCGGUGGCCUGA
Messenger RNA from Otolemur garnettii (small-eared galago), 1829 nucleotides. RefSeq names its product solute carrier family 6 member 20 (gene SLC6A20). Lineage: Eukaryota; Metazoa; Chordata; Mammalia; Primates; Galagidae. The record is from RefSeq and is a predicted model, not a curated record. Gene Ontology annotation, molecular function: L-proline transmembrane transporter activity. Bases 51 to 1829 code for a protein of 592 amino acids. Gene Ontology annotation, cellular component: plasma membrane. Gene Ontology annotation, biological process: sodium ion transmembrane transport. The transcript is spliced from 11 exons.